Messenger RNA from Fusarium falciforme, 555 nucleotides. RefSeq lists its product as hypothetical. NCBI's taxonomy places the organism in Eukaryota, Fungi, Ascomycota, Sordariomycetes, Hypocreales, Nectriaceae. The coding region runs from base 1 to 555 and encodes 184 amino acids. The transcript has 3 exons. The record is from RefSeq and is a predicted model, not a curated record.
AUGAAGUUUACCAAUGCAUGGACAAACCCGGAUGGUGGCAACACCCAUGUCGACAUUGGCAACAGGAAGGUUACCUAUGGCUACACCCCGCCCUGGUACGCCUUUGACAAGAUCAAGGAGGAAUGCCCUUCGAAUGGGUGCAACAGUGAGAACAAGAUCGAGUACGCGACCGGUGUCAUCCAAAACGGAGAGAUGAGGCCCGCCACAAUUACUCUCGCUGUUGAGGGUAGCUUCAACGGUGUUGGAGAACAAGGAAGCAGAGAUGACCUGGUUGAAAUCGUCAAGGCUGUUUCUGGUGCCUCUCAAUACGAUUUUGAGCAAGCUGGGAAAAAGGAGUAUGCUGACCAAUACACCGCGACUGAUCUCAUUGUUAUCCGAGUUGAGAAUGAAGACGGUGGCCUCCUUGUAGACAUGCCUGUUGGUAUCAAGGUUGACAUUGACGAUGGUGGUGAGGGUGUCUGCGACACUAUCAUGUCGGUUGGCGGUGCCAUUGCCGGUGAUAUCAAUGGUCUGGCUGGCGGAGUUUUUUCCUUGGCCGCGUUGGCUUGUGCUUAG